CUUUUCUUUCUUUGUUUAUUUAUUUUUUUUUUUUUCAUUUGCAAAUUCCAUAAUACAUAAAUGUCCCUUGUUAAUAUUUUAAAUAUUCAAGUUUUGGAUAAUCCUACUAAUUUCAAAAAUCCUUUUCAAUUCGAAAUUACAUUUGAAUGUAAUGCCCCACUUAAAGACGAUCUUGAAUGGAGAAUGAUUUAUGUUGGAUCAGCUGAAAGUUCAGAAUAUGAUCAAGUUCUUGAUUCUAUUAUGGUUGGUCCGAUACCUGUUGGCGUCAAUAAAUUUAUUUUUUCGGCUGAUGCACCGAAAAUUGAAUUAUUACCUAAAAAAGAUUUAUUAGAAGUUACAGUCGUCUUGUUAAGUUGCCUUUAUAAUGACAAAGAAUUUGUUCGUGUUGGAUAUUAUGUUAAUAAUGAAUAUAUUGAUGGGGAAUUACGUGAAAACCCUCCUGAACAGGUUAUUGUUGAUAAAUUACAGAGAAAUAUUUUGGCAGAUAAGCCAAAGGUUACAAGAUAUACAAUUGACUGGAUUAAUCCUGAAAACACUUUUCCUAUGAAGAUCGAACAAUCUGAUAGCAUGGAUCAACAAGAUACCAUGAUGGUAUAAUGUGAUGUACUAUAAUUAAAAAAUAAAAUAAAAUAAAAAAAAAAGCUGCUAUUUUAUUACAUAAAAAUAAGCAUAAUUUAUAAUAAACAAC
Messenger RNA from Cokeromyces recurvatus, 688 nucleotides. RefSeq names its product histone chaperone. Gene Ontology annotation, biological process: DNA replication-dependent chromatin assembly. The record is from RefSeq and is a predicted model, not a curated record. Gene Ontology annotation, molecular function: histone binding. The transcript is spliced from 5 exons. The coding region runs from base 61 to 597 and encodes 178 amino acids. Gene Ontology annotation, cellular component: nucleus. NCBI's taxonomy places the organism in Eukaryota, Fungi, Mucoromycota, Mucoromycetes, Mucorales, Mucoraceae.